GCCAUUUCUGAUAGGCACUAGGCAAAACAAAGAUGGCUGACGAUUUCAAAAAGUGAUGGAAGUUCGCAACAUUAUUUCACCUCCAAAUAUUGGAAAGAAUGACUUUCCAAACACUAUUGACCCGCCAGAGUCGGAAGUGUUUAGUCUUUCUUUAAGACCUGACAUAUUAAAUAGCACUAUAAAGUCUUUGGCACAGCUCAGAAGAGACGAAUUAUUAUGCGAUGUUGUUUUAAAUGUGGAAGGUCAAAAAGUUAAAGCGCAUAAAGUAGUUCUUGCAGCAACGACGCCAUACUUCAAUGCUAUGUUUACUAACAGUAUGUUAGAAAGUGACUCUAAAGAAAUAGUUAUUCAUGGAAUGGAUGCUGACUCACUAAAAGCACUAGUAAAUUUUAUGUAUGGUGAAAACUUGUUCAUUAAGGUUGACAAUGUGCACAAUUUGCUGUCUGGUGCUUCUAUGUUGCAAAUUAUCUGUGUGAAAGAUGCUUGUGUAAAUUUUCUUAUGAAAAAGCUACAUCCAGAAAAUUGCUUAACGGUAAAAUCUCUUGCAGAUACUUUCUCAUGUGAAGAACUUUUAGAUGCUGCUAAUUCAUUUUUGGAAAAAAACUUUGUUGAUGUUGCUCAGUCUGAUGACUUUUUACAAUUGGAACCUAAAGAUCUCAUAGAACUUAUUAAAAAAGAUGAUUUAAAUGUACGUUCAGAGGAGCAAAUAUUUGAAGCUGUUUUGUCGUGGAUUAAAACAGAUACUAAAUACCGUUCGCAACAAUUACAUGAUUUACUCUGUCAUGUUCGCUUGCCUCUUUUGUCACCUCAAUAUUUAAGUGACCGUGUCUUAUCUGAAGAUAUUAUCCAUGGUGAUAUCAAAUGUAGGGAUCUCAUUGAUGAAGCAAAAGAUUAUAUGCUGAUGCCAGAAAGAAGAAAACAAUUAAAAAGUGCUCGCACUUUGCCAAGGAGAUGUAGUGAUGCAGCUGGCCUUAUUUAUAUUGUUGGUGGUUUAACAUCAUGUGGAGAAUCACUAUCAACUGUGGAAAAAUAUGAUACAAUAUCAGGUAAAUGGAUCCCAGUUCUACCAAUGGCAGUUCGGAGAAGUCGUGUAGGUGUGGCUAUUUUAGACAACAAGUUGUAUGCAAUUGGGGGUUUUGAUGGAAAUGUUAGGCUUAACGAUGUUGAGCGAUACGAUUCAAAUACUAACAGCUGGAAAAAAAUAUGUCCCAUGAACAUCCGACGAAGUGCUGUCGGUGCUGCUGUGCUUGGAAAUAAAAUCUAUGUGGUGGGUGGGUAUGAUGGCAAUUCUUCUUUAAACAGUGUGGAAUGUUAUGAUCCUGAAAUGAAUCAGUGGAAAUUUGUUGCAUCCAUGUCAACACUAAGAAGUGCUGCAGGUGUCACUGCUUUAAACGGUAAAUUGUAUUGUGCCGGUGGACAUGAUGGUUUAACGAUAUUUUCCUCUGUCGAAUCAUACGACAGUACAUUACGGCAAUGGCGUGCCGUCGCUCCAAUGUCGUCUCGACGGUGUCGAUUAGGCUUAACUGUUCUUAACAACAGAAUAUACGCGUGCGGUGGUUACGACAGCUCUUCGUUUUUGAGUUCCGUUGAAUUCUACGACGCUUACAGUAAUGCAUGGGUUUAUGUAGCAUCCAUGACGCAACGUCGAAGUAGAGUGUCGGCUGUGACGUUAGGUGGAAAAAUUUAUGCAGUCGGCGGCUACAAUGGUGCUUCCAAUUUAAGUACUAUUGAAACUUAUGAUCCAUGGGCUAACCAGUGGACCUCUGUGACGGAGAUGGGCAUGCACGAUGGUGGAGUGGGGGUAGGGGUGCUCCCCAGAAUUACGUAGUUAAAAUGUAUUUAUUUAUUGUGGUGUUUUUUAUUCAGCUUUUAAAUUGAAUGAUUCAUAUUUAUUCUUUUUAAAGUGACUAGUUGUAUUUACUAAUUGAUAAAAAUUUAUCUCUUUCUCCAUUCAGCAUAAAUUUUAACCUGCGAUGAAGUUCGCAUGAUUCAAACAUUUCGUGGAGAAAUAUCGUUUUAUACCAUCUGUUGUUUAUUGUUGAUGGUAUUUUCUUUGCUGUUUAUACACUAUAUACAUAUCUUUUGACUGUAAACUUAAAUUUAAAAAAUGAAAACAAAUAUGACUUACGAUACUUGUAUAUAAUUUUAAUAUUUAAAAUUCCAGGUGCAGUUUUUUGUUGUCUUUUUGUUUAUUUCUUUUAUUUCUUUGUUUUUCUUUUUCGUCCAACACGUUAAUUUUAAAUACUAUUUGUUUUCCUCUGGAAGGAAUAUUUAUGUGAAGCAAAUAUUAAAUUUUCUUGCUUAAUUUUUUUGUUUAUUUUCUUUUGUUUUUUAAAAGCUUAUACAUAAUGUAGAUGAGCAAAGUUUGUUAAUCCAUAAGAUUUCAGGCUUUCCACUCCUCCUGAAUAUCCUGAAAAAGUCCUCCUAACUAAUCCUGAAAUUUCUUGACUUUUUGUGAAAACUCGGAAAAAGCGCCUGUGUUUUCUCCGCCAAUCGAAAAAAUCUCCUAAAAAACAGCUAAAAUCAUCAUCCUAAAGUUUUUUAAACGUCCUUGGAAAUUUAAUUGCAAAAUGAGUGGAAACCCUGAUUUAUUUUUUCAGCAUAAUUUCUAGGGAAACUUUAAGAGAUAAUCGCCGUUUCUCCCUGAGUGGCUCUAUUCAACCCUGGAGACAUUUUUAGUUGUGUGUGUGUUUUGGUGGCGGUUGUCUUUUGAUCCUCAGUAGUGAUUGACCUGGGUGGAGGGUUUUGGGUGCAGGGUUUUUUAUUUAGGGUUUAUAUUUACUUUUGUUAAUUUUUUUUAUUCCAGUUAUGUAUUUAUGUAGCUAUAAAAUGUAAAUAACAAACUUUAAAUUGCUCAACAGAAAUUCUCAAAAAUAAUUUAUCAAUAAACUGAAAA
Molecule: messenger RNA, 2896 nt
Organism: Hydractinia symbiolongicarpus
Lineage: Eukaryota; Metazoa; Cnidaria; Hydrozoa; Anthoathecata; Hydractiniidae
Product: kelch-like protein 18
Exons: 3
Coding region: 56-1828 (590 amino acids)
Molecular function (GO): protein binding
Source: RefSeq, a predicted model, not a curated record